Messenger RNA from Vigna umbellata (rice bean), 1326 nucleotides. Lineage: Eukaryota; Viridiplantae; Streptophyta; Magnoliopsida; Fabales; Fabaceae. The record is from RefSeq and is a predicted model, not a curated record.
AGGUCUAAGAAGUGUGUAUCUUCCGCAGGAAAUGAACAAUGAAGCUUUCUUGAUUACAUUGGUGUCAAGAUGCAAAUACUCGAGGAUUUUAGAAUUAUAUUCAUCUGAAUUCGAGAGUUUGCCUUACUCUAUUGGAAAGUUGAAACAUUUAAGAUAUCUUAAUCUCCAGUUUAGUAAAAAACUAAGGAGACUCCCUGAUUCAGUCUGCAAACUUCAAAAUUUACAAACAUUGAAUCUCUUAGGAUGUGUAGAGCUACAAAAACUACCCAAAGGAAUGAGAAAUCUAAUCAGCCUUGGGAAUCUUUUUAUAACCACCAAACAAGUUGAUUUUCCAGACAAAGGCAUUGCAGUUUUGACUUCUUUAGAAAAUUUAAAUACUAGUUAUUGUCGUAAUUUGGAGUCAUUGUUCAAUGGUAUACAACUAUCCACCCUAAAAAAAUUAUCCUUAUAUGGAUGCGAAAGUCUAAAGUCGGUGUCGUUUCACGCCAUUAGAAAUAUAAAUGUUUUGGCUAUAUGUAAGUGCGACAAGUUGGAAUUGGCAAUGGGUGUUGGAAGUCAAAUCCCCGAUUCAAGGUUAAAGUUUGUUUAUCUUGGAGGCUUGCCGCAACUGGUGACGUUGCCUCAGUGGAUUCAAGGAUCUGCAAACUCUUUACAAAGUUUAGUUAUUAUGGGUUGCAUCAAUCUUAAGGAGCUUCCCGAUUGGCUACCAACUCUAAUUUAUCUCAAAUAUCUUGCUAUUUGCAAAUGUCCAAAUCUGUUGUCACUGCCUGACAACAUGCAUCAGCUCAAAAAUCUUGAAAAAUUAGACAUGAGUGGUUGUCCUCAAUUAUGGAAAAGAUUCAAGCCAGGAGUUGGAAAGGAUCGGUACAAAAUAUCACACAUCAAAUAUGUUUACAAUCUUCAAGAAGAAGAUGAUGAAGAAUAAGAUAAAGAGGAGGACGACGACGACGAAGAAGAAUAUUCUGGGAAUAACACAAUGAAAAGUUGAAGGUACUAAUUUUAAUCCUUUGACUUUUCUAUUACAUUAUUAUUUUUUACAAGUUAUUUUUUUAUUUUUAAAUUUUAAAGGAAAGGAUUUUUUUUAUUUUUCUUUUACACAGGCUAUACCAAUUCCUCGGUCUCUCCACCUCAUAAGGCACUAAUCUAGCAGGAAGCUCUGAAAUAUCUUAUUUACGUAUAAAUUUUAUAAACGUGUACAAUUUUUUUUUUCCAACUUUCGAAACAAUGUUUUUUUUUAUACAUAAAGUGUUGAUAAGGUGAAUAUUUUGUAAUAGUAGUGCAAACAUAUAUUGUGUAUCAAAUAAAGAACAAUAUUAUAUUUCUCUU